AUGACAAGUAAGUUUGAAAAACGGAACAAGUUUGAAGGGCAAGAUUUUCGUAGAUGGCAGAAGAAGAUGAAGUUUUUCCUUACCACUCUGAAAGUGGUGUAUGUUCUGAGUACACCCAUGCCAGUCUUACCAGAAUAUGUUGAAGAUGAACCUUUGGAGGCAACAAGAAGAAGAUCAAAGUGGGAAAAUGAUGACUAUAUAUGUCGUGGUCAUAUUCUCAAUGGUAUGUCUGAUUCUCUUUUUGACAUUUAUCAAAAUUUUGAAUCUGCAAAAGAACUAUGGUAUUCUCUUGAAUCCAAGUACAUGGCUGAAGAUGCUUCUAGUAAGAAGUUUCUUGUUAGUAACUUUAUGAGUUACAAGAUGAUUGACUCCAGAACUGUUAUGGAACAAUUCCAUGAAAUGUUGAGGAUUCUGGGACAGUUUGCUCAACACAAUUUAAAAAUGGAUGAAGUCAUUUCUGUGGCUGUGAUAAUUGACAAACUGCCCCCUUCCUGGAAGGAUUUUAAACACAAUUUGAAACAUAACAAAGAGGAAUUGACUUUGACUCAACUUGGAAGCCAUUUAAGGAUUGAAGAGUCCAUAAGGACUCAAGAACUUGAUAACAAUCCUAAAGGCAAGAACCAAGAUGAUAAAGUUGCAUGGUGGGUUGAUUCGGGAGCAACAAGUCAAGUUUGCAAAGAUCUAUAUUGGUUUAAGAACUUUCAACCAAUUGAAGAUGGAUCUGUUGUGAAGAUGGGAAAUGUUGCAACUGAACCAAUUAAGGGCAUAGGAUCUGUUUUACUUAAUUUUACUUUUGGGAAAUGUUUGUGUUUGAACAGUGUUUUAUAUGUUCCAUGGAUUCGUUAG
Molecule: messenger RNA, 846 nt
Organism: Lactuca sativa (garden lettuce)
Lineage: Eukaryota; Viridiplantae; Streptophyta; Magnoliopsida; Asterales; Asteraceae
Source: RefSeq, a predicted model, not a curated record